Carassius carassius (crucian carp) is the source of this 2366-nucleotide messenger RNA. Its product is annotated as vang-like protein 1. Gene Ontology annotation, cellular component: plasma membrane. The record is from RefSeq and is a predicted model, not a curated record. The transcript has 3 exons. NCBI's taxonomy places the organism in Eukaryota, Metazoa, Chordata, Actinopteri, Cypriniformes, Cyprinidae. Gene Ontology annotation, biological process: multicellular organism development. Bases 71 to 664 code for a protein of 197 amino acids.
UGUCCCAUCGUGAUCAGGUCCAGGAGGGAAUAAUGCAGCUGCUGGAAUAGCCCAGUCUCAGUCUCGAGCAAUGAUUGCUGCUGCUGCCCGCCGCAGAGACAGCAGUCAUAACGAACUCUACUACGAAGAGGCAGAGCAUGAGAGACGUGUCCGCAAACGCAAGGCUAGGCUGGUGGUGGCAGUCGAGGAGGCGUUUACACACAUUCGUCGCAUGCAAGAGGAGGAAAAGAAAAAGGCACCUGGUGACGUGAUGGACCCACGUGAGGCAGCUCAAGCCAUCUUCCCUUCCAUGGCCAGAGCACUGCAGAAAUACCUCCGUACCACCAGACAGCAGCACCUCCACAGCAUGGAGAGCAUACAGCAGCACUUAGCUUUCUGCAUCACAAACAACAUGACACCCAAGGCAUUUCUGGAGAGUUACCUGACCACAGGCCCUACACUGCAGUAUGGAAAGGACCGCUGGCUUGCCAGGCAGUGGACCCUUAUCAGCGAAGCCUCAGUUACCAGUGGUCUGAAAGAUGGGACCAUUUUUCUGCUAAAAUGCAUUGACUUUAGCCUAGUAGUCACUACCAAAAAGAUACCUUAUAUUAAGCUUGAUGAAGAAUUCAUUGACCCAAAGUCACACAAAUUUGUGCUUCGACUGCAGUCUGAGACUUCAGUUUAGAGAUUUUUUUUUUCUCAGAUUUUCUUCUGGGAUAUAUUUUUAUUCCACUUUCAAGUAAUAUAUAUGUAUAUCAAAUGUUUAAAAAUAUUUCUUUUUCUUUUAUGAAUUUGUUUUGUUCAUGCUUAAAUGUUCAUUGGAAUUAACACGUUUGCAGUCAAACCAAAAAAAAAAAAAAGUCAUAUCAGAUAAAACUGUUAUGGAGGUUAAAUAUAAUUUCUGACACUACCUAUUAAUGUUUGUAAAAUACAGAAACAGUAAAGGAUGGCGGAUAGUGGGUGCAGUCAAAUACUUUUUCAGUGGACCACAGAGAGAUGAAUGGACUCAAAUGGGCACAUUUUCUCUGCCUUGCUACUCUUUAUAAAAACACUCUGGGAAUAUGAUCUGCAGACAUUCUGCAAGAUCCACAAUAGUGCAGUUGGAGCUGAAAAGAUGAGACUUUCAGGAACAUUGGCCAAUUACUUUAUCGUUAUAGUAACAGGUUUUCCCAUCAUAACGUUCACAAGCACAUCUUCUCAGACAAAUGACCUACUACUACUGUAAAUGCACAUCAAACAUUUCCAAGGCACAUUUAUAACAGUCUUGUUUGUGCUAAUAGGACACGUCUUUGUUUAUAUAAAUAUAUAACAUUACACAAUUAAAAUUAUGCAAAAAGUAUGUCAUAUUUUUGACUCACAGUUUAUCACUGACUUUUUAAUCUUAUAAUUGUGAUUUAAGUAAAAACUUAAAUAAUUAUGAAAUAAAAUGUAGUUAUUAGAUUAAAAAUAAUAAUGAAAAAAAUGAAGUAGGCCAGAGUUUUUACAAAAAGUCAAAAUUCGAAUAAUUAUGACAUGAAAAGCUGAUAUUUAAAUUAAGCUCUUGGUGAGAUAUAAAAUCUGGUGAGAUUUUUUUUUUUUAAUGGAUGCAAAUACAGUUAAGCUAAUGGUGCUGAAGGAUACUGUCAAGUUUUUUGAGAAAUUAACAGAGAACAUGUACCUAUUUUUCUUUGUGGCACAAUUCUUCUUUUUUUUUCUCGUGACAAUUAGAAAUAUGAUCACUAAAACCAUAUGCUUAAAUCCCAGAUCUCUGGGAAUAAAGAGCUGCUUGGCCUGUACUCUGCAUGUCAUGUAUUUUAAGAGGUGCACUUUCCAAGCAGACUGUAGGGAGUUGUAAUUGGACAUGGACUCAAUUUGAGCUGUUCAGAUGAGUAGAUGUGUAAUCUCUUGUGUCCUGUCCUGUUUCUUGUUCUAUGCCUUACAGCAGUGUAGCUAUAAAAACUGUCCCAAACAGCUCAUGAGAAUGUCAUGAAGGUCUAUGAAAUUAAAGAAUGUCCCCGCAGAGAACUAGAAUGUUUUGUCUGCCAAUGUUGAGAUACUGCUGAGAAACAACUGGUCAUGAUCACUGGUCAUUUUACCUUGAUUUAGAAUGUUGCUGUCAGCCCUUGUUAAGGACCGCAAAAUUGUUCUAAAACUGAUUUUUUCAGAGUGGGUAAUUUUAAAAGGAUUGUUAUCACAAGUGUUCAAAUAUCAUGUCAUAUCUAUGCAGAACAUAAAAUUUAAUUUUCUAUUUAUUUAGAAAGAAUAGACUGCCUGAAAUAUAUAUCAGUUAAAGGGAUAAAUUACCCAACAUUUCUCACAACUUCUCCUUUUGUGUUCCACUUUACUUUUACUUUUACUUAUCACUUGACAUUUUUCUGUCAUUGGAAGAAUUAACAAUCACAGCACCC